This is a messenger RNA of Mucor mucedo, 1002 nucleotides long. Its product is annotated as velvet factor-domain-containing protein. The coding region runs from base 1 to 681 and encodes 226 amino acids. The record is from RefSeq and is a predicted model, not a curated record. The transcript has 7 exons. Lineage: Eukaryota; Fungi; Mucoromycota; Mucoromycetes; Mucorales; Mucoraceae.
AUGAAUCCAUUACCUUAUUCUUUGAUCGUACGACAGCAGCCACUAAAGGCAAGAUUAUGUAGCUUUCGUGACAAAGUGGAUCGUCGUCCAUUAGAUCCACCGCCUAUAGUUCAACUUUAUCAAAGCAACAUUAUGACCUUCAAUGAUUAUCACAAUAGCGCCAAUUUCUUUCUACAUGCAACAUUGGUAAAUGCAUUAGACAAUAGUGAUUUGCAUUGUGCAAAUAAUAAUCGAACUACCGCAGGGUCUGUUGUACAAUCCUUACACAAAUUAAAAGAUACAAACAAUGCAGAAGGUGCAUUCUUUAUAUUUGCUGAUAUCAGUAUCCGAAUCGAAGGCAUAUUUAAGCUUAAGUUUACCCUGUUUCAAAUCAAAGGGUUAGACGUAGAAAGACUCUCGAGUAUCUAUUCACAGCCCUUUCAAGUGUAUUCACCCAAAGCCUUCCCUGGUAUGUCGGAGUCGACUGAUCUCACUCGUUCUUUUUCGGAUCAAGGAGUUCGGAUUAGGAUUCGUAAAGAAGCAAGGGCAGGGACAACUCCAACGAAGCGUAGACGUGGAAUGAUGGAUGAACAAGAAUCUACUUCUUCUUCUUCUACUAUCAAUGUCAUGUCGAUGGAAAAUCUAUUGAUAUCUGAUCCUGCUACUGCCCAUGAUAAGUAUUACCAUGGGAACCAAUUUUAACUCGCUCUCUCUCCUCUUUUUUAUAAGCUUUUUUUUUAAAAAAAAAAAAAUCACGGGAAAACUAUAAUUUAUACUUUAAGCCUUUUAUGCCUAUGCUCCUUGUGUAUGUUCCAAUCUAUGAUUUACUGGUGGUGUGGCGUUUUAUGUGUAUGUUUGUCGAGGUUUUAAAAAACCCAAGAAAGAAAUACGUCAUAUUUUAAAUGAACCAAUCAAAUUGUCAAGACCCCUAUCCACGCUAUCCCUCUUUUACAACCCCCUUCCCUUUUUUUUUUUUUUUUUUUUUUUUUAACCCACUGAAUUUGGCAACUCCCUUUCUUUUUU